CACGACAGGCCUGUCGACCAACGGCGGCACCGGCCAGUCCGUCUGCCUGUGGGUCCUGCCCGGCUACUUUUUCAACUCUGCCGUGGCUGUCCUGUGCCAGCAGGGCACGUUCUCGGACACGACGCGCCUCAGGGCGACAGCGACCAACUGCACCGCGUGCGCGAUGGGGACCAGCACCAACACCACCGGCGCGACGAGCGCCGCGCAGUGCUUCUUCGUGGCGCCGGGGUACUUCUCGGUGGACGGCGUGAACGUGCUGCCGUGCGCCUCAAAUUCUUUCAUCGCGACGGCGCGGCCGAAGACGGACCUCACGACCUGCGCCACAUGGUGA
This is a messenger RNA of Monoraphidium neglectum, 331 nucleotides long. RefSeq lists its product as hypothetical. NCBI's taxonomy places the organism in Eukaryota, Viridiplantae, Chlorophyta, Chlorophyceae, Sphaeropleales, Selenastraceae. The record is from RefSeq and is a predicted model, not a curated record. The transcript has a single exon. The annotation marks the transcript as partial.